Molecule: messenger RNA, 1542 nt
Organism: Zingiber officinale
Lineage: Eukaryota; Viridiplantae; Streptophyta; Magnoliopsida; Zingiberales; Zingiberaceae
Product: tubulin beta-6 chain-like
Exons: 4
Coding region: 40-1380 (446 amino acids)
Biological process (GO): mitotic cell cycle; microtubule cytoskeleton organization
Cellular component (GO): cytoplasm; microtubule
Molecular function (GO): structural constituent of cytoskeleton; GTPase activity; GTP binding
Source: RefSeq, a predicted model, not a curated record
UCGUGUAACCGCUCGGCCUCACUCUUCUCACCGGCAAAAAUGAGAGAAAUCCUCCAUGUCCAGGGAGGUCAGUGCGGCAAUCAGAUCGGAUCAAAGUUCUGGGAAGUGGUUUGUGAUGAGCAUGGGAUCGAUCCCACCGGGAAGUACACUGGCACAUCAGAUCUCCAGCUGGAGCGUGUCAAUGUGUACUACAACGAGGCUUCCUGUGGCAGGUUCGUUCCUAGGGCGGUGCUGAUGGAUCUGGAGCCCGGCACCAUGGAUAGUGUCCGAACUGGUCCAUAUGGACAGAUCUUCCGUCCUGAUAACUUUGUAUUUGGUCAGUCCGGUGCCGGAAACAACUGGGCUAAAGGCCACUACACUGAAGGCGCUGAGCUCAUUGAUUCAGUCCUCGACGUGGUGAGGAAGGAGGCCGAGAACUGUGAUUGCCUACAAGGUUUUCAAGUAUGCCACUCUCUUGGUGGAGGAACUGGUUCAGGAAUGGGAACGCUUCUCAUAUCAAAGAUCAGAGAGGAGUAUCCAGAUCGGAUGAUGCUCACUUUCUCUGUUUUCCCUUCGCCAAAGGUUUCUGACACUGUUGUUGAACCCUACAAUGCGACCCUUUCUAUCCACCAGUUAGUCGAGAAUGCAGAUGAAUGUAUGGUGCUGGACAACGAGGCUCUUUAUGACAUUUGCUUCCGGACUCUUAAGUUAACCACUCCCAGUUUUGGAGACUUAAAUCAUUUGAUCUCUGCAACCAUGAGUGGUGUGACUUGUUGCCUUCGGUUCCCUGGGCAAUUGAACUCUGACCUCCGAAAGCUAGCUGUGAAUUUGAUUCCCUUUCCUCGCCUCCACUUCUUUAUGGUUGGAUUUGCGCCUCUUACCUCACGUGGAUCUCAGCAGUACCGUGCCCUGACCGUUCCUGAGCUAACUCAACAGAUGUGGGAUGCUAAAAACAUGAUGUGCGCUGCUGAUCCUCGGCACGGUCGCUACCUAACAGCUUCUGCCAUGUUCAGAGGCAAGAUGAGCACAAAAGAAGUUGAUGAGCAGAUGAUCAACGUCCAAAACAAAAACUCAUCAUACUUUGUGGAAUGGAUUCCUAACAAUGUCAAAUCUAGCGUUUGUGACAUACCACCAAGGGGCCUCGCCAUGUCAUCUACUUUCAUUGGCAACUCCACAUCCAUCCAAGAGAUGUUCAGGAGAGUGAGUGAGCAAUUCACUGCCAUGUUUAGGAGGAAGGCUUUUUUGCACUGGUACACUUGCGAGGGCAUGGAUGAGAUGGAGUUCACAGAGGCUGAGAGCAACAUGAACGACCUUGUCUCCGAAUACCAGCAAUACCAAGAUGCGACAGCUGAUGAUGACGGUGAGUACGAGAACGAGGAAGAUGAUGCCCAGGAGAUGUGAGACUUAAAAUCGAAAUGGAUUACUCCCUUGCAUUGUAUGCAUUUGUGUUGUGGUUUGUGGUAUCAAAUCUACCUAUUGAAUAUGUUGCUGUGAUUGCAUAUUUUGGGUAAAUACGGUAAUGCUUGUCAAGAGAUCAAAUGAUUUUUAUUUUUCCUUUUUUCA